GAUAUGUCUAGUAUGUGUAACAAUAGCGACCAACCCAUGAAGCAACCAAUAACAUCUGAAAACACGAUCCUUAAAACUCUUUUUCUUACAAUUUGAGCACUGAGAGGAGACCCGUGGACCUCAAACGAACAGCCCAAAUUGCAUGACCCGUAACCCGGAUCCAGACCCGACAAGCCUCCAAACCGCCAUUCUUCCCAAGAAUUCUUAUUAUACAUCUUAGUUCCUGCCCCGCCAAGAAACUUCUGUAAACACACGCACAGAGAAUCAAGACAGGAAGAAAUGACAUUUUCAUAUGAAUCUCUGCCUUCCUCUUCCAACAAAGUCCUGACAGCGGCUGCUUCAGUUACUGCUUCCAUAAUCCUCCUCAAAUCCAUUGCCAAUGACCUAAUCCCACACCAAAUCCACACCUAUUUCUCUUCAUCCCUUCACAAACUCUCUAGCCGCCUCUCGUCCAACCUCACCGUUGUCAUAGAAGAAUUCGAUGGUCUGACUUCUAAUCACAUGUUCGAGGCAUCCAACGUUUAUCUCGGCACCAAAAUCUCCCCCUCCACACAAAGAAUCAAAGUGAACAAACCCCAUAAAGACCAAGAAUUCGCAGUCACAGUAGACAAGAACCAAGAAAUCAUUGAUUUCCAUGGCGGGAUUAAGUUCAAGUGGUUAUUGCAGUCCUCUGCAAUCAAGCAUUCAGCCCAAGGUGGUAAGAAUAGCAAUCCAAGAACCGAACUCCGGUACUUCGAGUUGAGUUUUCACAAGAAACACAAAGAUUCCGCCUUGAAAGUUUACUUGCCUUAUAUACUGCGAAAAGCAAAGGAGAUCAAAGAAGAAACAAGAACCGUGAGGCUACAUACAGUUGAUUAUAACGGUACCGAUUAUUGGAGUUCCGUUGAGCUGAACCAUCCAGCAACCUUUGAUACGAUGGCUAUGGAUCCUGAUAUGAAGAAUGAGCUGAUUGAGGAUCUUGGCAGGUUUGUGAGGAGGAAAGAUUAUUACAGGAGAGUUGGGAAAGCUUGGAAACGAGGGUACUUGUUUUACGGGCCACCCGGUACCGGGAAGUCGAGCUUGGUUGCAGCCAUGGCUAAUUAUCUUAAGUUUGAUGUCUAUGAUUUGGAUUUAAGAGAGGUGCAGUGCAAUUCGGAUUUGAGAAGGCUGUUGAUCGGGUCCGCCAAUCGGUCUAUACUUGUAAUAGAAGACAUUGAUUGCAAUGUGGGCGUGCAGAACAGAGACAAUGAUCAUGCAACAACUGAGGAUGACAAGAUAACAUUGUCUGGACUGCUGAACUUCAUUGAUGGGCUGUGGUCAAGCUGUGGGGAUGAAAGAAUCAUAGUUUUCACCACUAAUCACAAGAACAGAUUAGACCCGGCGCUGCUAAGACCGGGCCGAAUGGAUGUGCAGAUAGAGAUGUCGUGCUGCAGAUUCAGUGGGUUCAAGAUUCUUGCUUCCAAUUAUCUCAGGAUAGAGGAGCAUUCACUGUUUACAGUAAUCCAGGAGCUGUUGACGAAAGUUGAGGCGACGCCGGCUGAAGUUGCGGGAGAGCUGAUGAAGAGUGAGGAUGCGGAUAUUGCCCUGAUAAAUCUUAUCAGAUUACUGGAGAGCAAGAACACCAGGGCUUGACUUUCGGUGAAGCAACAAAUCAAUUCAUAUGGACAGUUUGAGGGCAUGAGAAUUGGUGAUGGAAGUAGCGAAACCCCUGUCUCAACAGGCUUUUGCAAUUUUAGCUUUGUCGUGUAAUCCCAAAAUUUACCAUGUUGGGGCAGGUACACUGAAUUCUUCAGUUUAUGUUGUGAACUUUUAAUGUUUUAGGCACAAUGAAUGAGGUUAAUCGAUUUAUAUUCUCUGAAA
Sesamum indicum (sesame) is the source of this 1839-nucleotide messenger RNA. RefSeq names its product protein HYPER-SENSITIVITY-RELATED 4. Gene Ontology annotation, molecular function: ATP hydrolysis activity; ATP binding. NCBI's taxonomy places the organism in Eukaryota, Viridiplantae, Streptophyta, Magnoliopsida, Lamiales, Pedaliaceae. The record is from RefSeq and is a predicted model, not a curated record.